Parasteatoda tepidariorum (common house spider) is the source of this 5206-nucleotide messenger RNA. It is a transcript of the gene Galphao, whose product is annotated as G protein alpha o subunit. The record is from RefSeq and is a predicted model, not a curated record. Lineage: Eukaryota; Metazoa; Arthropoda; Arachnida; Araneae; Theridiidae. Gene Ontology annotation, molecular function: GTPase activity; GTP binding; G protein-coupled receptor binding. Gene Ontology annotation, biological process: adenylate cyclase-modulating G protein-coupled receptor signaling pathway. Gene Ontology annotation, cellular component: cytoplasm; heterotrimeric G-protein complex.
AAAGCGGUCCGGGAUAUUGUAGGGGGGAAAAAGACGAGAGUACAGGUAGAGGAAAAUCUUCGAAAAAGGAGGGUGGCCGAAGAGUGAACCGGUGCAAAACCGAAAAACUGGGUGUUUCGAACCCCACCACUGCCACUUGUGUAGUAUUUUGUGGUCGCCGGCAUAACUUUUUUUUCUUCCUCACCUUCCUUCUUUCCCAAAAUCGGGAAACAGGUUCGAAGUAGAUCGAAGACCCCUUUCUAGACACACCCCCUUUUCCGCUUUCACAAGGAUUAAAACACUUCUCUAAAAUUACCUGGCGAUCUUCAUCAUCCUCGAAAAAUUCGAAGAGGUGUGGAAAAGGUUAUAAAUCGUCGGGGAUAGUCUUUGGACCACACUGCAAUGGUCUUUCGAAGACGUCAUCUGGACCAUUCGGCCACCAUCAUCAUCAUCAUUGGUUGUUGAAAAAAAAAUUAGGAGAUUAUAAAGAAGAAAUUUUAUAGGAUCCCGUGUUUCUUUUCGUUUUUUUUUCUUCCUUUUUGUUGGAUUUUUCUUAUCGGUUGUAUACCCGUAAAAGCACGUCCGCUACGGAUACUUAUCAGAUAAGAGUGGAACGCACCCUUUUUGUCGGCCAUGGGAUGUGCAAUGAGUGCCGAGGAAAGGGCUGCUUUGGCUAGGAGUAAGCAGAUUGAGAAAAAUCUGAAAGAAGAUGGAAUCCAAGCAGCCAAGGAUAUUAAAUUGCUCUUGCUCGGAGCUGGUGAAUCUGGUAAAAGCACCAUUGUCAAACAGAUGAAAAUUAUUCAUGACAGUGGUUUUACGCAAGAAGAUUUUAAACAGUACAAGCCCGUUGUUUAUAGUAACACAAUACAGAGUAUGGUAGCCAUUUUGAGGGCGAUGCCUAACUUAGGCAUCGGAUUUGGUAAUAAUGAGAGGGAGGCUGAUGGUAAAAUGGUAUUCGAUGUAGUAUCGAGAAUGGAAGACACAGAGCCAUUUUCAGAAGAACUUACUCUGGCAAUGAAAAGACUCUGGGCCGACACAGGUGUUCAGGAAUGUUUUGGGAGAUCCAAUGAAUACCAGCUCAAUGAUAGCGCCAAAUAUUUUCUGGAUGAUUUGGAUCGCUUAUGCAAGAAGGAUUACAUGCCAACAGAACAAGAUAUUCUCAGAACGCGAGUAAAAACUACUGGAAUAGUAGAAGUUCAUUUCUCAUUCAAAAAUUUAAAUUUCAAGUUAUUUGAUGUAGGCGGCCAGCGAUCGGAAAGGAAAAAAUGGAUCCACUGCUUCGAGGACGUAACUGCCAUUAUCUUUUGCGUAGCGAUGAGCGAAUAUGAUCAAGUAUUGCACGAAGACGAGACGACUAACCGGAUGCAGGAAAGUCUGAAGCUCUUUGACUCUAUUUGUAAUAACAAGUGGUUCACAGAUACUUCGAUUAUCCUCUUCCUCAACAAGAAAGAUCUGUUCGAAGAAAAAAUUCGAAAGUCUCCUCUCACCAUCUGUUUCCCCGAAUACACCGGUGCUCAGGAUUACGGUGAAGCAGCCGCCUACAUACAGGCUCAAUUUGAGGCAAAGAACAAAUCCACCACCAAGGAAAUCUACUGCCAUAUGACCUGCGCCACAGACACUACCAAUAUUCAAUUUGUCUUCGACGCGGUCACCGAUGUCAUCAUCGCCAACAACCUCAGAGGAUGCGGUCUCUACUGAACACUUCCUUUGUUUUGCUCAGUCCCUUUACUAUUGCUUGUCUUACACUCCAGUCCUCCUCCUCUUUUAUAUUGUACGCCCCCCUGUCCGAUUCCAAAUACAGGACCUUUUGUUUUUAGUUCCACUCCGGGAAAAUGGCCGCGACUUCCGCAGUACUACUGCCAGAAGUAAAUUCUAAACACAAAUGAUUUCCCUCGGCUUUUUCUUCGCCAACGAUCUUUAAGUUCCUUAACUAAACAGGAACUGUUCCGCUUCCUUUCGGGAAAAAAAUUGCCUUUUGGUGUAUUCUGUUGUUGCACAGGUGUGUAUUUUUCGCCUCAGAAUUUCUCACCCCGUGCAUUUGAGAGUUUUAUACACGUAAUCUCGACCAUUAUUGUCUGAAGCACAAUUUUCCGUUUGAAAAUUAACCAAAAAAUAAGUUCUCGUUUGUUUAUUAUGGAAAUGAAAUAGUGAUGCUUUGUGAUUCCACUCUUAAAGCCAAUAAAUUUGGGGAUAUACCAAAUUUGUGGUACUUGUUUUACAACUGUAAAUCACUCCCCAAGAACAUUUAAACGCAGUUGCAGCAUCUUAUGCUAUCACAAAUUGUUGUAGCGUACUGAGGCUUUUGUUUUGGAAAUGAAAGACUAAAUCCUUUCCUUGCUUUAUUUUCGCGAAUUUAAUACUAAGUCAUAAUUGCAUUUAUAUAUGAAUGUUUCCCCAAAACCUAACAGAUAAGGUAAUAGAGCAUGGAAUGGCGCUUGGUAGCGAGCACAAAAAGAUUCUAUAAGAGGGCAACAGGUUUUGAGAUAGAAAAGUUUAUACAAAAAGUCUCUGUCACAUGUUUUGAGCCCCAAACUUGUGAUGUGAUUUUUUGUGGGAAGUUUGAAAGGUUAAAGAACGAUAUCUAACUAUUUGUACGUUUAAUCCAAAUAGAUUUGAUCGUUGCGCAUUCUUGGAAUGACGGUACAUGUCGCAUAGAUGCGAUUGCGUCAUUACGAAUACCCUGUCGAAUAUUAUUUGUUUAAAUCUGUUUUUCAUUUUGUGGACGUUGUGUAUUAUAUAUAAAUAUAUGUAUUUAUCUGGAAAAUUUAGAUUCUAGGAGCCGCGAAUAACUCUCGGCACCAAAGUGUAUGGUGGGGAAGAAAGCAGUGUUAUUCUUCCUCGAAAAAAAAUAUUCCGUUGUGGAUUGGAAGUCUCCAAUUAGGCGGAUUUUGCAAACGACCGAACUGUUCCACAAAGGCUUUGCAAAUCCGCCAUUUUCUGCCUAACUAAAAAUGAAAUAAGUCUUUUAAUACUUACAGAAAAUCUUCAUGACAAGAAACAUUCGAACUCCUACCCACUAUGCUCUCAUAUUACAGAUUUAUGGACACAGUGAAAAAUAUAUAUAUAUCUACCAUUUAAGUGCAAAGAAGAAAGAAAAAUCCAAACAAAAGUUUAAAAAAAUAAUAAAACGAUCGCAAUGAUGUUGUUGUAUUCACGUAUAAUCUAUGUGUUUGUCUUUUGAAUGCUAUGACAAAUUUCUGUUAAUGUAUUAACUAAAGAUGUCACUUCUAUGGAUAUCUUAGGUUCCUUUAUUUAUUUAAUUUAAAUUUUGUGUUAUCUUAAAAAGUUUUUAAUGGAAUUGGAUUCAAUAAAAUCCAAUGUGGAAUAAAAGUUCUAAUAUCUGCCCAAUAUUUAGUCACAGUUCUAGAAGAAUAUCUUAAUAUAUGCAAUAUUUCAACCAACCAAGUGCAUUUUUUUUCUCAAUUCCGUUUCUUAGUUAAACGCUAUCUAUUUUGAUAAUUACUAUACAACAUCUGAAACUAUGCAAGCUGAAAGCGAAUGUGAAACGUUUUAAUUGGCAAUCAUAUCAGGAUUACUUGAAAUCAUUACGGUUGAUAACUAAACUAAGUUCUAUGCAAAAACUAUAAUUAAUUUAAAUAUCAAUCGUUUGCUAGGUUGGAAACAUAAAAUAAUGCAUUCAUAGGACCAUUACUUGUGUAGAUCAGAAACAUGAAUGCACCAAUAGUGGGAGAAAAAAAAACCAAGUGUUCAACCUUGAUGGAACUGUCAACUUUAACAGCUUUAACUUCACGGCUUUAUUUUUCUGGUAUGCAGUAUCUGCAAUUUUUAAAAUAAUUAUAUGAUUAAAAGUAAGCGUACAAGUUCGUGCAGUUUUUCUGCAUGGAAAACGCUGUAGUGGCAUUACUGAUCCGUACAAGUAACUGGCUUGAAUUUUCGGCCAAAAUAUUAGAUCUUUUACUAAUUAAUUGAUAUUAAUAACCCAAAUUAGCAAUCUUUUGAAUCCAUUUCAAAGUAAUAUGAACACAAAUAGCUAGAUAUAAGAACAAUAAUGCUAAAGAUUUCCGUUAUAAAAACGGUAAUUAUUAGAAAACAUUAAUAAAAUUCUCAUUUCUUUUUCAAUUUUUGUAUUUUUAAGUAUUGGAUUUACCGUCAAAAAAGAUCUCAAAAAUGGUAUACAUUAUUUUUUUUGUUAGGAUAUUAUUGACCAAAUUAUAAUUAUUAAUUUUAAUGCUUUUCAGUCCAGAAAAUCUUGUAAAGAUCAGUAAGUGAUUUAGGAGUUAAAAAAAAAUUAACUAAACUGAGUUAAGAUUCACUUGUAAGCAAGAUAAACCGCUUAUGUGAAUCAUUUACAAAUUAAUCUGAAAACAAUAAAAAAAACUGAAACACAAAAUGGCGUGUAAGGCGUACCAAACGAUCUCCUGUAAAUAAGGCACUGGAUGUCAUUUAAAUCGAUGAUAUAGUCCUCCGGGAGUUGAAAUAUCGUAGGAAAGGCCAUUGCUAAUGUGUAAAUAUCGACAAAAUAGAUUGAUUAAGUUUCCUUUUUAUAUCAUUCAACCAUCGCUCGUCUUUUGUGUACUUUUAAUUUUUCUAAAAUUUUCACAGCUGAAUCCGAUGCUCAAUGUUCUUUAGUGAGUAGGACUACUACCAACAGCAAGAAAAUUCAAAUGCCAACCGCAGCACUGCAGUUAUGAUUAUUUGGUUUGAGUGAAGAAUGACGACAAACAUUAACUGAAAGUUUGAUGUUUAUUCAAGGAACUACGAGUAUUUUCGUUUUUUUUUUAAUUCUUUUAGGCUUCGUUCGGGAAGUUUCUUUUUUCAUCAACGGUUGUUAGAACUCCAAGUCUGGGUGCUUCUUCAAUUCCUAUAAGCUUUUUAAUCCAGAGUUGCAGCCUGGAACUUCAUGAACAUAGUCAAAACCACGUACAUUACGAUGAACUUCGUGUUGACUUUGACAUAAAAAUGACACGAAGUAAAAUAUCUAAGCGCUGUUAUGUCAUGUGUCAUUAAUUUAUUUCCUCUUUUGUGUUUUCUUUUGUUUUACGUCUGGCGUUCAAAAGCUUUCCAAUGAUUUAAUUUAUUGCUGGAUUUCAUUUUAAUGUACAUGCAAGCAUAUAGUUUUGUGCAAUAACAGCUGGAUUAUCGAUGUCGAUGUGCAUAGAGAUACAAACAGCUGUACUUAUAAGGCAAAGCGGGAGACAGGAAAUUGUUUGAUCUGCUUUGCCUUAUUUUAUCUGUAAUGUCUAUUAAAAGAAUUUCUAAUCACAAA